CAUAAUAAUCGCCGGAAAGAGGAAAGAAAAACUUACGGAAAAACUGAUGCUUCAAGUUGAAUAACGCGCAAAGUGCAACGUUGAAUUUUUCUUCUACUUUGUUCACUUGCUCUCCACUAGUUCUUACUCAGUGACUUCUUCUAGGGUUUCAGAGUUGUUCGAUUCAAUCUGGAAGGCGAAAAUGUCCAACUUCUCCGAUCAGAUCAGAGCCUCCUUGUCUCUCAUCAGACGGCUCAAACAUAAGUUCGGUGCUCCUGCGGUGACCAGAUCUUUCACCACCGCUGAAGGCCACCGACCGACCAUCGUGCACAAGCGCAGUCUCGAUAUUCUUCAUGAUCCUUGGUUCAACAGGGGAACGGCAUUUUCCAUGACGGAACGAGAUCGGCUUGAUCUUCGUGGUCUUCUUCCUCCUAAUGUUAUGUCUUCUGAGCAGCAGAUUGAACGGUUUAUGGUUGAUUUAAAGAGGCUUGAAGUCCAAGCUAGAGAUGGACCAUCUGAUCCAAAUGCUCUGGCUAAGUGGCGGAUUCUCAAUCGGUUGCAUGAUAGAAAUGAAACAAUGUACCAUAAGGUGUUGAUUGCCAAUAUUGAGGAAUAUGCACCUAUAGUGUAUACACCAACAGUAGGUCUUGUUUGCCAAAACUACAGUGGUCUGUUUAGGAGGCCUCGGGGGAUGUACUUCAGUGCUGAAGAUUGUGGAGAAAUGAUGUCCAUGGUCUACAACUGGCCAGCUGAUCAGGUCUCAGUCGAUAUGAUUGUUGUUACGGAUGGAAGCCGAAUUUUGGGUCUGGGAGAUCUUGGUGUUCAGGGAAUUGGUAUAGCAAUUGGAAAGCUGGAUUUAUAUGUUGCUGCUGCUGGAAUAAAUCCUCAAAGGGUACUCCCUGUCAUGAUUGAUGUUGGAACCAACAAUGAGAAGUUGCUCAAAGACCCCUUGUAUUUGGGGCUGCAGCAACACCGUCUUGAUGGUGAUGAGUACCUUUCAGUAAUUGAUGAAUUCAUGGAGGCUGUGUUUACUCGUUGGCCAAAUGUGAUUGUGCAGUUUGAAGAUUUCCAGAGCAAGUGGGCCUUUAAGCUGUUGCAGCGGUACAGAAAUACAUAUCGAAUGUUCAAUGAUGAUGUUCAGGGUACAGCUGGAGUUGCAAUCGCUGGCCUUCUUGGAGCUGUAAGGGCACAGGGAAGGCCAAUGAUCGACUUUCCAAAGCAAAAGAUUGUAGUUGCUGGUGCUGGGAGUGCAGGAAUUGGGGUUCUAAAUGCUGCAAGGAAAACAAUGGCAAGGAUGUUAGGAAAUACUGAAACUGCUUUUGAUAGUGCAACAAGGCAAUUCUGGGUGGUUGAUGCCGAGGGUCUUAUCACAGAGGCACGUGAAAAUGUUGAUCCAGAGGCCCUGCCCUUCACAAGGAAAGUCAAAGAAAUUGAACGGCAAGGAUUAAGGGAAGGCGCUAGUCUUGAGGAAGUGGUAAAACAAGUGAAGCCUGAUGUGCUUCUCGGAUUAUCUGCAGUUGGAGGGUUAUUCUCCAAGGAGGUGUUAGAGGCACUCAAAAGUUCAACUUCAACUAGACCAGCUAUCUUUGCAAUGUCAAACCCUACAAAAAAUGCUGAGUGCACCCCAGAAGAAGCAUUCUCCAUUGUUGGUGAAAAUAUCAUAUUUGCAAGUGGAAGUCCAUUCAUGGAUGUUGAUCUCGGUAUGCAUGGAGGAACUUUUGUAAUUUUUCUGUUUUAAAGAUAAAUAAAAUGCAAUCAUGCAAUUAGAAGCAACAUUAUUCAGCAGUUGGGGACACAAUCUGUGCACACAUGACUGCUUAUACAGACACAAGCAGCAUCUUCUUUGGCGUUGCUUGUUUGAACUACCAAUCAUUGUUAUGGUUGCCCUGGUCAUUUAUAGAGAAGGCAAACUGAGCUCCAGUAACCUAUGGAUACUUAUUGUUACAUGUCAUUUUAACUUCCACAAUAUCUUUAGUUUGAUAGGAGGAGUACGGUACACAAUCUAUCCUGAAAACGGUGCUAUGAUUAUGAAGCUUUGGAAUUUUGACUUUCAAAUUUUCAGGAAAUGGACAUGUUGGGCAUUGCAACCAGGGAAAUAACAUGUAUCUCUUCCCAGGAAUUGGACUAGGUACCCUCCUAUCUGGCUCUAGGAUCAUUUCUGAUGGCAUGCUACAGGCUGCAGCAGAGUGGUAAUUUUAUUGCCCUCAUUUAUUUUGUAUGUUUGUAGAAACAGAUAUUUGCUGGUCUAGAGAAUUUGGAGCUGAUGUGAAAGUUUGGGCAGAUAAAGAGCUAGCCAUUGUAGAUGGUGAACUUAUGAAAAUACCUAGGCAUCAUUUGUAUUUUUUCUGCAAUGGAAACAACGCUUGUACUUUAUACUUUGUUUACAUAAAAAACCUCCUUAGGA
Molecule: messenger RNA, 2383 nt
Organism: Rubroshorea leprosula
Lineage: Eukaryota; Viridiplantae; Streptophyta; Magnoliopsida; Malvales; Dipterocarpaceae
Source: the annotation of a GenBank genome assembly